CCGACAUCUUUCUUCGUUCAGUAAUUAACUUUUUGUUGUGAAAGUAUUUCAAUUCUGAGAAUUUGUAGUCUCCAGCUUGUUUAUUCGUUACCAUUUAAUAUUUUUCUCCUUUGAUCCUACUUGGUCUACCUACUUUCAGGUCAAUCUUUGCCUACUUCUCAGGCGGUAAAAAUUUAGCUGUUUUACAGGCGUUUUUAUUUAUUAUUUUUUUCUUUUCGGGUUAUCUUUGAUAUUUUCGCCAUCAAAUUCGUUGUAUUCCACUCUUUUUCAUCCUUUUCUGUGAAGCCUUUUUCAUACUUCAUUUUUCUAUCGUUGAUCCAUAUCAUCUACUUGAUUUCUUUCUUCAAUCGUUUAUUUUUUGCAUUCCUCUUUUUUCUCUUUAUUUUUCUUUCUUCAAGGAUUACUAGGUUUUUACAUUCGUUUUCUAUAUACAAUGGCUGCUACAGGUUGGGAACAAAGUAGUGUAUACUAUACACCUGUUCUUCCUGGGGAUCAACAAGAAGACUCUAAUGUAAGUCACGAAAAGAGUUUUAUUCGUUUCAUUGAUGAGUUCGUCAUCGACAACAAUUUUGUUUAUCGUAGUCAGUUGCGCGACAAUUUAAUGAUAAAUCAAUACCUAUUAAAAGUUGACCUUAAGCAUUUAAUUAGCUUUGAUGAGGAUUUAGCUCAUCUGCUUUCUAGUCAGCCCACUGAGCUCCUAUCGCUGUUUGAGUCUGCCGUUACUACGGUCGCAAAACGAUUACUCUAUCGAAGUCCCGAAAGUCCUUCAGUUCAAAUUCCCACAUGUCAAGUUGCCCUUCAUUAUGAUGCCAAUAUUCUUUCUAUUCGUGAUUUGACAGCUACUCACAUUUCAAAAUUGGUUCGUAUUCCCGGUAUCAUAAUCGGUGCAUCUACAUUGUCUUGUCGAGCAACUUCCUUGCAUAUAGUCUGUAGGAAUUGCCGCUCUACUAAAUCCUUACCUGUUUCUGGUGGCUUUACAGGUAUACAGCUUCCUCGUGUCUGCGAUGCUCCUGUUUUAGAUGGCGAGAAAAAAGAAUGUCCCAUGGAUCCCUAUAUCAUUGAUCAUUCCAAAUCCUUUUUUAUAGACCAACAAGUUUUAAAACUUCAAGAAGCACCCGAUAUGGUUCCUGUUGGUGAACUCCCUCGCCAUAUUUUGUUGAAUGCCGAUCGAUAUCUUACAAAUCAAAUUACACCUGGAACGCGUUGUGUAAUUACUGGUAUUUUUUCAAUUUUUCAAAAUAAAUCGGUUAAGUCUAGUGGUGCUGUUGCUAUUCGAAAUCCAUAUGUUCGCGUUAUCGGUAUUCAAUUAAACUCAGAGGAGGGCAGCAAGUCUACACCUUUAUUCAGCGAAGAGGAAGAAGAAGAAUUCUUAGAGAUUUCGCGGACCCAGAAUCUAUAUGAAAUUAUUUCUAACAGUAUUGCUCCUGCAAUUUAUGGUAAUAUUGAUAUUAAAAAAUCCAUUGCCUGCUUGUUAUUUUCUGGUUCCAAAAAGAUCCUGCCUGAUGGAAUGCGGCUCAGAGGUGAUAUCAAUGUCCUUUUACUAGGUGACCCGGGUACUGCCAAGUCUCAGUUUCUGAAGUUUGUUGAAAGACUGGCUCCUAUUGCCGUAUAUACAUCAGGAAAAGGUUCAAGUGCCGCAGGUUUAACGGCUUCUGUACAAAGAGACAGUGUUUCCGGUGAGUUUUAUUUGGAAGGAGGUGCAAUGGUCUUGGCUGAUGGUGGGAUUGUUUGUAUUGAUGAAUUUGACAAAAUGAGAGAUGAAGAUCGGGUUGCAAUUCAUGAAGCUAUGGAACAACAAACAAUAUCCAUUGCUAAGGCUGGUAUUACCACUAUUUUGAAUUCAAGGACGUCUGUAUUGGCUGCUGCAAACCCUAUUUUCGGAAGAUAUGAUGAUAUGAAAUCUCCUGGAGAAAAUAUUGAUUUCCAGUCGACAAUUUUGUCAAGAUUCGACAUGAUAUUUAUUGUUAAGGACGAGCACGACGAGUCGAGAGAUCAAAACAUUGCUCGUCAUGUUAUAAGUCUUCAUACAAAUCUACAGGAAUCAAUGGAGACUUUAGCAAUUGGAGAAAUUCCUUUCGAAAAAUUCAGACGUUAUAUCAAUUAUUGCAGACAUAAAUGUGCCCCACUUUUGAGCGCCGAAGCUGCUGAGAAAUUAUCGAGUCAGUUCGUUGCCAUCCGGAAACAAGUGCAUCAAUCAGAACAAGACAGUAAUGUACGAUCAAGUAUUCCUAUCACUGUCCGUCAGUUGGAAGCUAUUGUGCGAAUUACUGAAGCACUGGCUAAAAUGUCAAUGUCCAGUAUAGCAACGGAAGCUCACGCAACAGAGGCUAUUCGUCUGUUUUUAACGAGUACUCUAGCUGCAGCUACUCAAGCUUCUCCAGAGGUCACUGAAGAGGUGAAAAAGAUUGAGGGCAGUUUGAAAAAGCGCCUACCUAUCGGUUUUCAGGCAAGCUACCGUAUGUUAAUACGUGAAUACGUAAAUGGGCAUGGUUAUAGUCAGCGAGCUUUGGAAAUGGCUUUGCAAAUUUUAGCUUCAAAAGAAACAAUCCAAAUGCGAAAUGGUGGUCAAACAGUUUAUCGAGCCGGUAUCUGAUAUCAUUAAAGCUUUAAUUUAACCUCUAAUUCUUAAUCCUACAUUCUAUUUUUUAUAUACAACACCUAGACCAUAUGAGAUAAUGAAUAGUAAAUACUGGGACCUAUGCAUCCUUGUGUAUUAAGACGCUCGCUCUAGAGUAACUAAUGGUACGGCUUAAUUCUUGUCUUCGUCGAUGAUCUUCUUCUUCUUUUAAGUUAUUUUUUUCAGUAGGUAGUAAAAUCUAUUUUAAACAUUAGUCAAUUAUAAUGAAGUAUAAAGAUUGCCAAACAUACGGCACGAUCA
Molecule: messenger RNA, 2878 nt
Organism: Schizosaccharomyces octosporus yFS286
Lineage: Eukaryota; Fungi; Ascomycota; Schizosaccharomycetes; Schizosaccharomycetales; Schizosaccharomycetaceae
Product: MCM complex subunit Mcm5
Exons: 3
Coding region: 434-2593 (719 amino acids)
Biological process (GO): DNA replication initiation; double-strand break repair via break-induced replication; DNA replication
Cellular component (GO): nucleus; MCM complex
Molecular function (GO): single-stranded DNA binding; 3'-5' DNA helicase activity; DNA replication origin binding
Source: RefSeq, a predicted model, not a curated record